AUGGCGGAUUACCAUUUCGUGUACAAGGAUUUGGAAGGAGCUUCGACGCAGUGGGAUGAUAUUCAGAGGAAACUCGGAAAUCUGCCUCCGAAGCCGGCGCCGUUCAAGCCGGCCCCUUUCGCGCCCGCUGAAGAUGAAGAUUCGAAACCGAAAGGCAAGGAUUGGCUCGACGAGAAGACCGAGGAAGAGCUGCAAGAUCUCGAAGAUGAUCUCGACGACGAUCGAUUCCUUGAAGAAUACAGGAAGAAGAGGCUGGCUGAAAUUAGAGAAUCAGCCAAGAUCGCAAGGUUCGGUUCAGUGAUUCCUUAUAUUCACAGUUACCCAGAGUGUAGGCUGCUAUUGCAAUGUUUAGAAGAUUUGUCUAAAAGAUACCACGCGACAAAGUUUGUCAAAAUAAUAUCUACAGAAUGUAUUCCAAACUAUCCCGAUCGUAAUCUUCCUACUAUAUUGGUGUAUUACAAUGGUGCUGUGAAGGCAACUCAUGUGGGGAUACAGAGUUUUGGUCGUAGGUGCACCCCCGAGAGUAUGUCGUUUUUGUCUCUUCCUCUAUUUGAUAAACCAGUCAGGGCAAAAAUGGGGGAGGACAGGGCGGAAUUAGACCCUGUCCUAAAUGAUGGGCAAGGGGGAGAGCAAUCCAGAGAUGCCGUACUUGCUGGAGUCAGGAAGAAGUUUGUGGAGAGGGCUGUGAAGGACCAUGAAGAUGGUGAUGAUGAUGGAUCUUCGAGUGACUGA
Messenger RNA from Striga asiatica, 732 nucleotides. NCBI's taxonomy places the organism in Eukaryota, Viridiplantae, Streptophyta, Magnoliopsida, Lamiales, Orobanchaceae. The record is from the annotation of a GenBank genome assembly.